CUUAAGUAUUGGACCAAUUUUAGUUAUAUUUGUGUUAAAAUUAGAAUCGGGCCCAGUCAAAUGGCAGACCCAAAUAAAUGGACCGUCUGCCCGUCCCUUUUCAGAAAAAUAAGAGGACGCGUUGGCCUGGUCCAGGCCGCCGUCAUUGUUUUGACGAACCAGAAGAGCGGAGGGAGCGAGAGAGAAGGUCGUCGGCGUUUCAGGCGAACUUUUAGACGCAGAGAGAGGAUCGAUCGCAGACCAGAGCGAAGGGAGAGCGCGAGAGUGAGUGGUGCGAGACGAAGGGUUUCCCGUCGGGAAUCCCCUUCUCUGACCACCAUCUCCGGCGAAGGAACACAGGCACACUCGCCACGAAGCACCGCCGCAACCAGGCUCUGCACAUGCCGGAUCUCAAUCUAGUUCAUUUGCGCUCAGGUACAGCACCCCACGGUUGGCCUCUAGGCUGUUCCUAGGGAGUACACAAUUGGCUCCUAAGAAUGAACUCCGAGACGGACACCUUGACAAACGAGGUGAGUUAUAAGUUGCUCCGAUAGCAUGAUACAAUUUAAUAACAAUUGGUCUUAUUAAAUAUUCUUAUAUGUAGUAGAUGUGUUUUAUUUAGUUUACACUCUCUUUUUCUGGUUGUAUUAAGAUUCUCCUAUAUAUAUAUAUAACAUGUACUCCAUAAUUCAAUGAACAAUAUUAUUAUUCCAACAUGGUAUCAGAACCUUCGCUCUUGGUGACCUAAUAAUUUUUGCUCAUGUUGCCGUCGUCGCUGGCUGUUUAUCCGUUGAUGGCGACCUCACUCCCAUUUUUUCCUCCUUCCUUCGAUCCUAAUUUCUCCCUAUUUUCGUCUACAAUAAAUCCCCCAGUCAACCACAAUUUACUUCAUCCAGAAAGUCACAAGAAGUUGACAAAAACCUUUGCAAUUUAGAGUUUUUAUGUCAACCACUUCGCAAUCUUAACCGCGGUUUU
Cuscuta campestris is the source of this 954-nucleotide messenger RNA. Lineage: Eukaryota; Viridiplantae; Streptophyta; Magnoliopsida; Solanales; Convolvulaceae. The record is from the annotation of a GenBank genome assembly.